Molecule: messenger RNA, 923 nt
Organism: Drosophila subobscura
Lineage: Eukaryota; Metazoa; Arthropoda; Insecta; Diptera; Drosophilidae
Product: protein takeout-like
Exons: 3
Coding region: 67-837 (256 amino acids)
Source: RefSeq, a predicted model, not a curated record
GCCCAUCGGCUAUGCAAGUGAUUUGGUUGCGCUGUGGGGUGCGGACGGUUAAGAGAGCUUGAAAAGAUGCAUUACCUGCCCUGUUUACUCUGGAUCAUCGUGGGGUUCUUUGUCGGCCUGCAAUGCCAAACAUUUCCUGACAAGGUGCAGAAAUGUCAUUAUGGAGAUGGCAAGUGCCUGGCAGAGUCGGCCAAUGCUCUGAUACGUAAUUAUCCCAAGGGCAUACCCGAGAUCAACCUCAAGCCCUUCGAUGUGGUGAAUGUGAAGGAUUGGGUGCUGGUCAACGAUUCACAGGUGGGCGGUGCCUGGUACUACUUUCUGCUGUACAAUCAAAUAAAUCUUGGCUUCGAGAACACCACCAUCACCGAGAUCAAGGGCUUCGAUCGGGACCCGACCAAAUCAAAGAUAGAGAUCCAUGGCAAGAUACCCAGAUUGGUGUACAAAGGCAAGUACCAGGCCAAGGGUCGCAUGCUCUGGAUGGUGGACAUCAAUUCCCAAGGCGAUUCCAAUUCGGACUUCCUCAACUUUCGCUUCGAUCUGACGCUGAAAGUGCGCACCGAAUACAGGAACAACAAGCGAUACAUGAAGAUAUAUGAGCUGGUGCCCAACAUACGACUGGAUCGCUGGAUCCAGUGGAUGGAUGAUUUCUUUCCGGAUAACUUUGACAUGACCAUAGCCAUUAAUAAUCUGUUUAAUCGGAAUUGGGUUGAGUUCUGGAACGAGUUGGAGCCGGGUAUAUUGCGUCUGUUCGAAACGGUGUUCCUGGGCAUGAUUGAAGAUCUGUUCUACAACAUACCAUACGAUGAUCUCUUCCUGGCCGAUGCAGAGUCCGUUUAGCUAUUAAGUUAUACAAUCGGGUAUAGAAUUCCCUAUGUAUUAAACUGUUUGUGACAUUAAAGGCAAGUGAAAAAUGUCUAACCGAA